AUGAGUACCGCGGGAACGACGUCCCCGUCCAUCCUCAGCAGCGACGAAGAGCGAAAUUCAUCCAGCAGUAGCCCCAAUACGAUACUUACCGAUGACAGUUCUACGAAUAUACCACCUACUCUUGAUGAUAGCAGCCGAUGGCAAUGCCACAUAGACCUCGAAGCAUUCGGGCGGGGUCUGAACGCGGCAGCGAAAGCCGUCUUUCCUAAUACGUCGAGAACCAGAUACAAAAAGGUUUCAGUCUUACUGUUGCGCUGGGAGGACGAGGAUCCAAAGUUACCAGUAUCCAUUGAAAUUGAAAAGUUGAAUGACGUCUUCGAAAACAAUUACGGCUUCGACACUGAGGUUUGGAGAAUUACAGGACAGAACUCUCACGCAAAGCUAAAUCAGAAGAUUCUGAAUCUCAUUGACACGGACGAUGAUCCUAAGGAUCAUCUAUUUAUAGUGUACUAUGGAGGACAUGCAAGGUUGACACAUGAUCGCCUGCUAUCUUGGACAAGCUGGAGAGUAAACCACGACAAAAAAUAUCUAACCGUGCAAUGGAGUGGCAACGGAGUCACCGAGAUGAUUUCAGCAUGUGCUUACAAUGUUAUCGCAAAUGGAGUUGGAUAUUACUCUUUUACUAAUGAGCUCACGAUAGAGCUUCGAGAUCUUGCAAACAGACCUUCAUUUCCCGUGGCAGAUUUGUUUCGGAACAUUUUUAGUAGGAUCCAAGCCCGCAGACCAGAGGACGGGAGGAACGGCACCCUGCGCCAGUCCAUUUCUCGCUUACUCAAGACAACCCUCAGUUUCCGCGUAGUAUACAACUUUCGGUUCGCCCGGGGCACAUCGACAAAACUAAAGGUCUCAGUGGAGAUUCUUGCGUGUGCAUUCAAUCCGAUGAGCCAAAUUCCGGGCACUCUUUUGAAAACAGCCGAGAACCGACUUUCUCUCCGUCUAAGAGAUGAUUACCGGAGUGGAGAGCUGUCCAUAGAUCGAUUCAAGGACUGGCUUAAAGACAUGCCAGCUGCCGCAGAAGAGGUGAAAAUUGAAGCCGGUUAUGGAAGCUUCUCUUCGAUCCUCAUUAUUUCAAUCCCUAUAAACCUGUCUCUCUACAUUCCCCAGGAUCCGGCAAUUAUCAAAAUUGGGCCUGUCACGUCUCAAAAUCUUCUAAAUGAAUCCAGAUCAAUCCAAAGACAAGCUCAAAGGGAAUGGAAGCCUGUUUCGCUUCCACCAAUUCAAAAUAUCAUCAGCUCAAUAUUGCAACCAGCUUUCCCAGCGUUUUCGCAGCUUUCGCAAGGCUGGGCCAUCAGGAGAAAUUGGUACUUAUUGUUCAUCUGUCGCCCGCUUGCGGAAAUAGCAGGUUUCUGGAUCAGGCGGACUCAAAGACUACUCUCAUCAUUGAAUGAUUACAUCACUAGUAACAAGAUUCCUAUACUAGAGGCUCCUUCUAGUCCCGACAGUGCUCUUGAUCCUAAUAAUGAUUCCGGCAACGCGGACAGCGAUGGAAAGAAGCUGCGAAGUAGCCUCGUGGAAGUCUUCACGCAACUUCCCGCCUCACUAAAUACAAUGCCUAUGCCCGUGCUUUACGAGGUUAUGAGAGUUUUCCUCCACACGGGCGUGUCGAUGUCCGAUCUCAUAUUCCCAGCGGAGCUUGAUUGCAAAGAUUAUAAUUGUCUUUGGCAGUUUUUGAAAGCUCACCCAGCUCUCCGAGGGAAGGUAUUCCCCACAAGGUGUGGGAAGGAUGUGUGGGCGGCUUCAUUGAAUGGUUUUCUCUGCCGCUCUAGAGGAGUUGUCCUAUCUGGAUCACUGAGCUUCAGUACCGGCGGCAGCUCGCUAUUUCAAUUCAGGCUGGGACCGAUGCAGCUUGAUCGUCAGCAUCGCCUUGGAAGGCGACUGGGUAAUGAUCGUUUCCUAGAAAUUGAUAUGCCUCAAUUGAAGGGUAGACAUAUUCCAAGUGUCAUGAAGAGGCUGGGAGAAGAGUGUCGUGCUAUGGUUAUCGAAUGGCUAGUCGACAGUGACCACUCUAUCUUCGGUAGGAUCUGGAAGCCAUUUUUCGUUAAACCCAAGAAGGAAACACAGCAUCAAAAACCAAGGGGCGACCUCCCAGACGACGGAGGCCCAGGAUACUUGGUUUAUUUCUUUGCCGUCGAUGGCCCUGGAUUUACUGACUUUUCCGAUCAUACCCCUCCGCUUGGAGCCAAGGAUUUUAAAUUUGAUAUUCCCAGGCUUCUUAAUCUAAUCAGGCCGACCGGGGAGAAUACCACGGAAAGCUUCCUGAAGCUUUUCGCUCGGACUCCUUUAGCGCUAUCAAGAAACACAGCGACUGUCUUGCUCGAACAAUCUCAAAUUCACGAGAAGGAAGACUUAAUCUUUGGUCCCACAAAUGAGGUUAUCACAAACGGGGCAGGCCGUAUCUCAUUGGCACUUGCUCUUAAAGUUUCUGCUCUUCUCAGCCUCGGCUACCUCCCGAGUGGCUACCAAGGCCGCAUUGGAUCCGCGAAGGGCUUUUGGAUGGUCAACUUUGACGACAGGAGUAGAGAAGAAUGGAUUGAGACUUACAAGUCUCAACGGAAAUGGAAACAAAGCACUAAAAAGAAUAGGGAGUCAGACGACCCGAGCCAUAGGACUUUCGAGGUCUUGGCAUUCCCUGGUCCCUUGAAAUCUGCCGAUCUCAAUACACAGCUCUUACCUAUCCUCAUGAACAGGGCCGUCGACAAGCGACAGAUGAAAGACACCAUAUCAAAACUGCUAGAGCAAAGUCUUGCUGAGGAGCUGAAAUCUCUUAAAUCGGCGAUGGACUGUCCGAAAUUGUUGCGCAAAUGGAUUCACGAAAAUAGAUCAGAUAUGGCUCGCACGGUCUUUCGAUCUAAGUGCGACGAGCUAAAAACAAGGCUCAAUAUUACCGUCGGCAAAUCUGCGUAUGUUUAUAUGGUUCCGGAUUUCUUGGGCGUAUUGGAGCCGAAUGAGGUUUACAUCGACUUCUCCAACUUUACUGACGAUGUUUCGGGGUUCCCCGGGGCGUUGCUGCAAGACGGGGAAAGUAUUCUGUUGGCAUGUGUGCCCGCACAUCUCCCUAGUGAUAUUCAGAAAGUCAAGUUCGUGGCCAAAGCUGAAUAUAUAAACCUCAAAGAUGUCAUCGUGUGUCCGAUAAAAGGCAACCAAUCCCUUGCUUCAAAAUUAUCGGGUGGUGAUUACGACGGAGAUAUUGCAUGGAUUACCUGGGAGUCGAGCAUAGUUGAAAAUUUCACAAAUGCCAGUGUGCCGCUACUGCGUGAUUUCGUGAAGGAAGGAUACAUCCAUGAAGAUACAAGAACAUAUGGGAAACUCGUUGAAGGUCAAGCGAAUUCUGAGUCUGUGUUUUUGAAGGAAUCUUGCUCCUUUGCGAUGCGACCGACUUUGUUAGGCACUUGUACUAACUGGAUGGAGAACCUCCUGACCGUUGUUCGGCUUGACAGUCAGGAAGCCGUUAAUUCGAGUACAUUGUUGAGCUAUCUUGUCGACCAAGACAAAUCUGGGUAUAUCUUUGAGGAAGAGGAUUGGACUCGAUUUAGGACGGAAGUAAUCAAGAAGAACCCGAAACCGCCAGGCUAUAGACGCGAUGACCUAGAAGGAUCCAUCAAAGACCACUUGAUAAAAGUAGCUGAAAGAUUGACUGAGGCAUCGAAAACAGACCUUCAUGAGAGUAUUGAUGACCCUCCAUCGUGGGACGAGGAUCUUGUGCGUUUUUACAACUAG
This is a messenger RNA of Hyaloscypha bicolor E, 3717 nucleotides long. RefSeq lists its product as uncharacterized. Gene Ontology annotation, biological process: siRNA processing. Bases 1 to 3717 code for a protein of 1238 amino acids. The transcript is spliced from 8 exons. The record is from RefSeq and is a predicted model, not a curated record. Gene Ontology annotation, cellular component: nuclear RNA-directed RNA polymerase complex. Lineage: Eukaryota; Fungi; Ascomycota; Leotiomycetes; Helotiales; Hyaloscyphaceae. Gene Ontology annotation, molecular function: RNA-directed RNA polymerase activity.